AGGCCAGAGAAGGAGGCCAAGACACCGACCGACGAGGCCACUCCCGUGAUGUCGCAGCUGCUGGCUAGUCCUGAGCAGAGUCCAGAGGACAAAGCCGCCAAAGUAAGCGCUGCACUUGGUGGCGCCGCCUCAAAUUUGCAGGCGGCACUGCAACACCAAGACAGGGAUGCCUUGGAAGUGGAGGCCUUCUUGUGCUCCUUGAAGCUGGAAAGAUAUAUGAGCCUCUUCAUGGAGCAUGGCUUUGAUUGCAUGGACGUUGUGAAAGAGAUGGAGGAGCAGCACAUGCAGCAGCUGGGCAUGGCGGCCGGGCACGUCCUGAAGCUAAGGAAGCGCUUGACCGAAAUGAAGCCUGCGAAGCGUGUGGAGCUGGGCCGAAAGGUGAGCUUUACAUCUCAGGCCGCACAAGAAGCGUCCCCCCAAAAGCAGGAAGCGAUGCCCGGAGAAGGGCAGGGAACCAGUGUAUCCAAUUUGCUGGAGGGCCACUUCAGCGAGGAGGACUCGGCUGCCAGCUUCCAAGAAGCCCUCAUGGCCUGGCGACAAGGCAACAAGGCUCCUGAAGUGACUGCGCCUGAUUCCAAGGCCGGCUCCUUCUGGGCCAGCUUGGGAGACCACGACGUGAACCUCGAGCGUGCAAGCACCCCAGCCAAGUUGCCGGUCGAGAGCCAGGGUGCUGGGACGGCAGACGCUGGACCUGUUGAGGAGAGGCUUUGUUGCUAUCAGUGCUUCAAGCAAUUCUAUGCACAGUAUGCCGUUGAAAGGGCGGAUCCAUCUGGUGCGAGUCCAAAGAGGCUUUGUUCCGAGGUCUGUGGAGAUGCUUGGGCUUCAUCGAUGCAAGCCAAGAUGGAGGCAUUGAAGGAGCGACAGCAGCAACUUCAGCAGAUGCAGGAGAUGCAACGGUCUUUGGACGAGGACCCUACACCAGAGAGCUAGCGGCAGGUCAGGCAAAAGAUGCCACCUUUCAGUUUGAGAUGUGAAUUCAACUGUAGGCGACCCUGAAAAAAGAGCCAACUC
This is a messenger RNA of Durusdinium trenchii, 1011 nucleotides long. The record is from the annotation of a GenBank genome assembly. Lineage: Eukaryota; Dinophyceae; Suessiales; Symbiodiniaceae.